Messenger RNA from Bactrocera oleae (olive fruit fly), 1579 nucleotides. It is a transcript of the gene mRpL37, whose product is annotated as mitochondrial ribosomal protein L37. Gene Ontology annotation, molecular function: structural constituent of ribosome. Gene Ontology annotation, cellular component: mitochondrion; ribosome. The record is from RefSeq and is a predicted model, not a curated record. Gene Ontology annotation, biological process: translation. NCBI's taxonomy places the organism in Eukaryota, Metazoa, Arthropoda, Insecta, Diptera, Tephritidae.
UCUGUUCAGUAGCUCAUGAACUCGUGGUUUUUCUUGGCAGCACUGAAAGUUCAUGAGCUCUCUCGAAAGGCAGAGAGAGGAGUUUCAGAUCAUUUUAUCCAUGCUAUGCUGUUUUGUUAAGGAAUUCCUGCUGAAUUUAAUUAAAAAUCCAUAAUAUAGGUCUAAUUAUAGCAACUGUAAGUAAAAUUUAUUAAGUGGGAAAUAAUUUGCACAAAACAGAGUCGAGACAAAAAUUUCAUAUAGAAAAAUGCGGUUAACCAACAAAUUGUGCGCCCAACAUCUAGGAUGGACUUUCAAGAAACAUUGGUUAGUUCAAGGAAAAAGAAUACCACGUGACACGGGAGCUGCGGCAGAAGUGAUAAAGAAUGGAAUUGCUUUACAAAGUGUUCAUGAUUUAUCAAAAUCUGAAACUUAUAACAAGCGGGAAAGAAAAUAUAUUGGCGAGAAUGACAUUAAUCUUAAUUGGAACACAAAGCCGGUCUACUUAUUUGGUGACAAUAACAUUUUACUUAAAGGAAUUCAGCAAGCUGUACUGCUUACUAAUUCUAUUGAAGUACCAAGUUUACCCCAACAUAUACAGGAAUCCAUAGAUAGAAUUCAAAUGACUGGAUUGAGUGAGCGCAAUAUGAUAGAAGCCAUUAUGGCAUCAAAUCUAUUUUCAGCAGAUCAAAUAAAGUUGCCUAAAACAAAGAACCCUUUGCGUAUUGGAUAUAACCUUCGCCGAGAGUAUGGUAUACGAAAAGAAAGAAAAAUUACAAUGUUGUUAAAUAAAUUACUUACCGAAUGCGAGAAGAUUGCGGGUCGCAACAUAAAUUUCCAACGCCGCAUAAUUGACCAGGUCAAUUAUAAUUUUACUUUACCUAGAAAAGAGGAGAUGUUAUUAUUUCGCAUCAAAACAGAAAAGCUUAUUACUUCAAGUCGACCUCUGACAUCCAUUGAAGGAAAAUUCGAGUCGGAAUUGCCAAAUUUAUAUCCUCUAAAAAGCACAAUAUCUAUGUCAAAAGAACACAAAUACUCAAAUAAAACAAUAAGUCCUUUUAGCCACGAUUUAAAUUUUCAUCCCCAUACAAUAUUUAUAUAUUUUGAUAAUGACGAAGUGACAAACCUUCAUGACGUCCCCGUAAACGUAUCCCAAUUUCAAAGUCGCAACAUGUUUAAAGCUUUUGCAGUAGCUGCAGCACGAGCUAAACAGCUUUAUGGAGAAUCUGAAGAUAAAUUGUCUAGACCCAUAGUUGUGCAAAGUAUACAGACUGAUGGACGCACAUUUCACUUUGGCGUAUUUCAAUUAAAUGACUUAAGUAUCAGUGCCAUAGAAGGACCUAAAAAUUAUUGGUUUCAUUCAUCAAACCUUAAUCUUUUUGAAAAAUGCGAAUACGUUUCUGGAAGACCCAAACUAAAAGGAUUUAAUAAGGAUGUUUUGCGAUAUCUGUAUGCAUUUUAUAUCAAUUCGUAACUUCAUAUACAGAUAUUUUAAAAUUUUGUGAAACGCCUAAAGGUCAACCUAACCAACUAAUCUAAUAUCAACCCUGUUGAUGAAAUAAAAACAUAAUGUAGUGAUGCACAUUAAACUACUAUUAUA